AUGCCUCGAACACGAUCACGUUCACGUUCACAAUCACGAUCACGAUCACGCUCUCGAAGUCCAAUAUCAUCUGGACGACGAUCUCGUUCACGAUCAUCUGAACAUGAUAGUAGAAACGAUCGACCCAAUGAAUUUCGUGUUCAUAUUGCUGAAUUACCACAAGGUGCUCAAGAAAGUGAAAUACGAAAAGUAUUUCAACGUUUUGGUACAUUGGUUGAUGUUUGGGCUGCUAGUGCAUCAUGUUUUGCAUUUGUUACUUAUAAACUUAAGGAAGAAGCACAAAAAGCCAUUGAUCAAAUGGAUGGAAGAUCAUUUGGAAGCAGUCGUGUACGAGUAACAUGGGCUCGACCACGAGCUCGUAAUGGUUCUCGACGUUUUGAUCCAAAUAUGAAAUGUUUUAAAUGUGGACAACGUGGACAUUUUGGUCGUAAUUGUGAUGGUACAGCAACUGAAAGACAUUCAUCGCGUCGUCGUGAUGAUGAUUAUAAUCGACGACCACCACCACCACCACCAAACAAUAAUCGCUAUUCAAGGUCUCGUGCAUCAAAUUCACCACCACCAUUGCCACCACCUGCUUAUUUUCGUCAUGGUAUGCCGGUGUAUCCAUCAUUUUCCCGACGACAUGAUGAUUAUAUGGAUAGUUAUUAUCCACCGCCAGAACGAUCAAAUGGACAUGAACGUCGUUAUCGAGAACGUGAUACACGUUUAACACCACCAUCAGCAAGUGCCAGAUACAGCCGACGAUAA
This is a messenger RNA of Adineta steineri, 747 nucleotides long. The record is from the annotation of a GenBank genome assembly. Lineage: Eukaryota; Metazoa; Rotifera; Eurotatoria; Adinetida; Adinetidae.